CACAGCAGUAGAAGAAGGGAGUGGUACCGUCAAUAACUGACGCACAGCGGCAGCAAAUUAAUGCUAAAUUCAAAACAAAAUAGAAGCAACAAGACAAAAAUACUAAAACAAAAGUCCAAAAAUUCAAUUAAAUUCCAAAACACAUAAAGCAAUUGUAAUAUACUGAAAAAGAGAUGUAUAUAUAUUUCGGAAAAUAACAUAAUAGAAAUAAAUACAAAAUCAAGUCAACGACGAGCAAGUGCCAGCUGAAAAAGAAGAAGAAGAACUUUGAUUAAUGCACGGAAACGGAAACGGGAACGGAACGGAAACGCAACAACGAAAGCAAUAACUUAAGUGAUUCUUUCAAGCAUACUACGCGUAUUGAAUAAAAGUGAUAUAUAUAUACAUACACACUCAUAUAUAACAAAUAUAUAUAGAGAGAAGAAGAACAAGAACUGCAAAUGUUAUAAGAUAACGCUGCUGGGGAGUCUGCUUGGCAGUGCUGGAGGAGAGAGCCAAAUCAAGAUCAAGGAUGCACGUUAACAAUGCUAAGCCAAAAGCAAUAGCAGCACCAGCACCAGCAGCAGAAGCAGAGGCAGAAGCAGAAGCAGCAACAUCAAAAGCAGAAGUAGAAGUAGACGUAGAGGUAGAGGUAGAGGUAGAAGUAGAACCGAUUUCCGGUACGGAAGUAGCGCUACUCUCAAGGCAGCUCAUGUCAAAGUCGAAGUCAAAGUUGGAGUCAAAGUGAAGCAUUUUACUGCACUGACUACACUGGAGUCGAUGUGAAAGAAGGUUGUGCUAUAUCUAAAAUAGUAAAUAAAUAAUAAAUAAGUAAAAAAAAAGAAAAACAAAAACAAAUAAGCAAAAAUAAGAAAAGCCGUAACACAAACAUACAAAGUAUAGCCCAAAGGGUUUUUAAGUAGUUUAUAAAAAAUUUCGAUCGAACUGGCAAGUGGCAGCUAGUGAACAGAGCGACGUAGACACAAUGUCUGUGGACUUUAUACUGCCCAAUCGCAACAAGAUACAAACGAUUGCCUAUGCGAGCAAGAAAUGUGCGCCGGCCAGCGAUUUACAGAGCUGGCGACGUCCCAAGUCCAAGCCCAAGCCCAAGCCCAGAGCAACCAACAGCCAACAGCAGCAACAACAGCAACAACAGCAGCAGCAACAACAGCAGCAGCAGCAGCUACGUAAACUGAGGCCGGCGGCCUAUACCAAUUGGAAUGAGGAUAAGUUCUCGGUGCUGCGCAAUGCCAAUAAGAAUAAUAACAAUAACAAUGGCCAAGGCAAGAUGACCCUUAAGUCUGGCAACAAGGAUAAGGAGAAGGCUAAGGAUAGGGAGAGCAAGCGUAAAGCCGCACUCAAGCGUGAAAUAAUCGAGCUGGAUGAUGAUGAGGAUGAUGACGAUGCCAUGGAGGACGAGGAGGAGGUGGCCCAGUCCGAUGAGCAACAAUUGGAAUGGGCGGCGGCACAGUCGCUGGUGCAAAUGAACUCCAAGCAGGAAAAGCAGCGCCAUCUAGUAUCAUCAGCGGGCGCUACUAUAACAGCAAUAGGAGAAGUGAUCUCCAAGCCGGACAAACAACGCCAUCCAACAGCAACAGCAGCAACAGUAGCCAUAAUAGCAACAGGAGCUACAACUGAGAAUGGAGUUGGAGCUGGAGCUGGAGCUGGAGUAGCAGCAGCAACAGCAGCUGGAGGAACAAACACAACCAAAACAGUAUCCGCAGUAUCUAUGCGCCGUCCAGUGGCCUUUGGUCGCGCCCCAGCCGAGGAUGGCAAAGUGAUUUUCUAUGCGCCGCCAGCGAAUGCCAACGGAGCGCAGCGACAGCCGCUGCCGAUUACCAUAAAGCGUGAGCGGGAGCGUGAACGUGAGAGGGAAAGAGAGAGGGAGCGGGAGCGGGAGCGUGAACGUGAGCGCGAGCGUGAACGGGAGAGGGAGCAACAAGUGGCAGCGGCUAUCUACCGCGGACGCAGCCUGGAGGAAACGGAGGCGGCGCAUGAUUUGCUCUCGCUAUCCCAGAGCUUGCCUCCCUUGAUACCGCCCUGUGUGGUGACCAUAAUGAAGCAGGAGACUGUGCCCAAGCAGCCGGACAACCUAAAUGUCAUGCAGGAGAUAUCAAACGCGCCAUCGCCUUACCAAAGCAGCAACAGCAGCAACAGCAGCAGCAGCAGCAGCAACAACUCCAAUGUUGCUGCCAGCCACAGCAACAGCUCAAAUAUUCGCUUUAUUGGCAGCAGCUCUUAUGAUUUGCUGCACAGCGCAACGGAAACAUCGAACAAUUGUUCGCCGCUAACACCGCCCAAUUCUGAUCACAGCUCAGAUGUGGACAUUGACAUGUCCUCUUCCUCCGAAUCCGGCCACUGGAAUAAGCAACAGCAACAGCUUCAGCAGCAACAACAGCCACAGCAGCAACAACAACAGCAUCAGCCGCAGCCACAACAGCGUGCCUCUGCCUUGAAAAUGUGUCUCAAUAUGCUCGAUGGACGCACUAAAGCCAGCAAAGCCAGCAAGGAUAAAAAGCAGCCGCAGCGUCCAAAGACCAGCAGCAACAGCAGCAGCAACGGCGGCGGCGGCAACAACAGCAACAGCAGCUCGACUGCUGCCGGCAAUGGCGAAUCGGUGACAAGCGGUGAGAAUUAUGCGAAGCGCAAGCGCGGCUGCUACAAGUGCUCCGAGUGUGGCAAGCAGUACGCCACCUCCAGCAAUCUGUCGCGCCACAAGCAGACGCACCGCUCCCUCGACUCCCAGUCAGCCAAGAAGUGCAACACCUGCGGCAAGGCGUACGUCUCGAUGCCCGCCCUGGCCAUGCACUUGCUAACGCACAAACUGUCGCAUAGCUGCGACAUCUGCGGCAAGCUGUUCUCGCGUCCCUGGCUGCUGCAAGGCCAUCUGCGCUCCCACACAGGUGAGAAGCCGUACGUGUGCGUACAGUGCGGCAAAGCCUUCGCGGAUCGCUCCAAUUUGAGGGCGCACAUGCAGACGCAUUCGGGCGAUAAGAACUUCAAGUGCCUGCGCUGCAACAAAACCUUUGCGCUCAAAUCGUAUCUGAACAAGCAUCUGGAGUCGGCCUGCCUGCGCGAUAAUAGCGAAAUAUCGCUCGACAAGAGCGUGGAUGACAUUGAUCUGGACGAGGAUGAGGAGGAGCUGAAGCAAAUCGAGGCCGACGAGCUGGAGAGCGAUGAGAACAGUCAAGACAUUGUGGUAGCCUAAGUAAUACUAAAAUUCUAACAAACUUCAAAAUACUUUAUAACAAUGAAAGAUAAAAGCAAACCCUAUAAGCAAUACUCGAGCACCCUUAUCGAUAAAUAUACAUAUAUAUGUAUAUAUAUACACGUAUAUAUAUAUGAAUCAAAACAGUCAACUAGCAGCUUAUAUGAGUAGUUUUUUGAGCAUGGAAUUUUUAGUAUGGAAUGUGUUUUGGUAAUGCCGAUAAUGCCGAUAUACUCAAUAGCAUGUUUCUCAAUAUUAUUAUUAUUACUCCAAUUACUAUUAUAACUACAAUUUUUGGUUUCCCCUAGUUUUGAGAAUGAGCGAGAAAUUACACAAAAAGAUGGAAAAGAAUACAAAUAUAUAUGAAAAAUGUAUAACAAAAGGUUUAAUAUGGAAUCCAAAAUGUAACUUAUAGUAAAAAUCUGACACAACGAAUAUUAUGGAACAUAAGUAGAAACUCUAUAUACAAAAACUAUAUAUAUAUAUGUAUAUGUAUAUGUAUAUAUAUACCCAUCUAUGAAUUAUAUGAGUACAUAGCGAGCAGAACCAAUUUGCAUGUUUUUGGUAUAUAGAAAGAAAAAGAAAUCGACAAAAAAAUACUUUAAGACAUCGUUUUAGGGCUCUAGAGUUUAUAUACAUAGGUACAGCAGAUGAUGACAUACAGACACACAUGCAUACAUAUAGAUACAUAGAGUAAACUAAUAGUAAUAAUAAUAAUAGUAAUAUUAAAGAGGAAAGCCAGCUCAUUUCGAAUCUUAGCAACUAAUUAACUAGUGGACUUUUUUUAGCACUUUCUCUUAACUAACUCUCGCUCUUAGUCUUUUGAAUACGUAUAUAUGUAUAUGUAUGUAUAUAUGCAUAUAUGUAUAUAUAUAUUUACCUAAACCAAAGGCAUCACAAGUUCGGUAGGCCAACAGAUAAGCAAUGAUGAUUGUAUUAAUACUCUCACAAUU
Drosophila navojoa is the source of this 4140-nucleotide messenger RNA. RefSeq lists its product as uncharacterized. Gene Ontology annotation, biological process: regulation of DNA-templated transcription. NCBI's taxonomy places the organism in Eukaryota, Metazoa, Arthropoda, Insecta, Diptera, Drosophilidae. The record is from RefSeq and is a predicted model, not a curated record. Gene Ontology annotation, molecular function: RNA polymerase II cis-regulatory region sequence-specific DNA binding; DNA-binding transcription factor activity, RNA polymerase II-specific.